GGCUGUCCCACGGUGACUGUGUCUCAAAAAAGGACCUGGACACCCACAUGCUCGAAAGUCACGGCGUUUCCAGCGACGGCAAAGACUUUCUUGACGUGCCGAAUCCGAACCUAGGACCCGCCAAGAAGCAUCCCGGAACAUUUCAGUGUACCCUCUGCCCGAUGCGGUUUAUUCGCACGCAUAAUUUGCCGUCGGACGAGGCAAGCAGCAUUGACUGAGUGAGGCGGAUCGAUUGGUCGGUGUCAGCGAACCUGGACGCAUCAACAGCCAUGUAAACCGGUCCGAGCAGUCGCAGUGGCCGCAGGAGGCGGGUAUUCAGGUGGUUGAUUCCAUCGCCCAAGGAGAAGCUUACCGCCUUGAGUCAGAUCAUGC
Phialemonium atrogriseum is the source of this 372-nucleotide messenger RNA. RefSeq lists its product as uncharacterized. Bases 48 to 218 code for a protein of 56 amino acids. The transcript has a single exon. NCBI's taxonomy places the organism in Eukaryota, Fungi, Ascomycota, Sordariomycetes, Cephalothecales, Cephalothecaceae. The record is from RefSeq and is a predicted model, not a curated record.